AAUAAUAGAGUACGCCCACCACUUUUCCUUUGCGGCUUCUGGCAACAAGGAUUUGGCCUCUGGUCUCGAAGAACCUCCAUCAGCAACUCGUAACACGAAGCAAAGUAAAAAGCAAUGGAAGGCAGAGUUCUUUAUGCGAUCCUCCUCGCUGCCCUCUCUCUUGUUGUUCUCUACUUCUUCCGAACAAGACAAUCCAAAAACCUUCCCCCAUCCCCUCCUUCUCUCCCCAUCAUCGGCCACCUCCACCACUUGAAGUUGCCCCUUCACAGGACCCUCCACAGCCUCUCCACCAAGUAUGGCCCCAUCAUGAGCCUCCGGUUCGGGGUCCGCCAGUUCGUGGUCGUGUCGUCGCUGCCGCUGGCCGAGGAAUGCUUCACCAAGAACGACAUCGUGCUCGCCAAUCGCCCCAAGCUCUUCAUGACCAAACACCUUGCCUACGACUACACCACCAUCGCCACGUCACCCUAUGGCGACAGGUGGCGCAACCUCAGGAAGAUCGCUACCAUCGAGGUUCUCUCGGCGCACCGCCUCAACAUGCUCUCCCACGUACGGAGGGACGAGAUCCGGCGGCUGAUGCUCCGGCUGGCCCGGGGCGGGUUCGGGUCCCACCACCGCGUCGAGCUCAAGACUCUCUUGUCGGAGCUGACGUUCAACAUCAUGAUGAGGAUGAUGGCGGGGAAGCGGUACUACGGGGAGGGCGUGAACGUCGACGAGGCCGAGGCGAUGGAGGCGACGGAGGUCAUUAAGCAGAUCUCUAGGAAUGGCGGGAUAAGUUACGCGGGCGAUUUCCUGCCCAUUCUUAAGUUGGUCGAUUACAAUGGGCUCAAGAAGAAGGUGGGGGCGAUGAAGGUGAAGAUCGAGGCGUUCAUGCAGAGGUUGAUCGAUGAGCAUCGGAGGAAGAAGGGCGACCCGGAGCUCGCGAACAGCAUGAUCAGUCAUCUCCUGCGUCUACAAGAGUCUCAGCCGGAAGACUACUCGGACGUCAUGAUCAAAGGGCUUGUCCUCAAUUUGUUAACUGCCGGAACAGACACAUUAUCAGUAACAUUAGAGUGGACAAUGGCAAAUUUAUUAAACAACUCUGAAAAGUUAAAGAAGGCCCAAGAUGAGAUUGAUUUUGUGAUUGGCCAUGAUAGUUUGUUAGAAGAAUCGGAUGUUUCAAAACUACCUUACCUUCAAUGCAUUAUCUUGGAGACCCUUCGACUAAACACGACGGCACCACUUCUCCUCCCACACGUGUCAUCGGCUGAUUGCACUAUAGGAGGAUACUUCGUCCCACGUGACACUAUUGUGAUGGUGAAUGCAUGGGCCAUUCACAAAGAUCCUCAGUUGUGGGAGGAUCCAUUGAGCUUCAAGCCCGAAAGGUUCGAGGGCAAUGGCAGCGAAAAGCAACAAAAGCUAAUAUUGCCUUUUGGACUGGGACGGAGGGCAUGCCCUGGUGCCCCCUUGGCUCAGCAGGUCAUGGGGUGGACGUUGGGCUUGUUGAUUCAGUGUUUUGAUUGGAAAAGAGUAAGCAAAGAAGAGAUUGACAUGAUGGAGGGCCCAGGGGCAAUCAUGCCAAAAGCAGUACCUUUAGAAUUAAUGUGUAAAGUACGCCCUUCAAUGGAGAAACUCGUCCCCAAAGAUUAAGUUGGUCGAUUAGUUUGUCAUAAAAUGGUUGGUUGACAUACUUUCAUGCUAUAUCUAGUAAGAGUCCACAUCUAAUUUAUGAGUUCAACUUUUGUAUAUUUUCAUUUUCUUAAUUGUUUUGGAACUUUUUAAACUAGGGUCCUAGUGUUAUGGAUAUGUAUGGUGCAAAUGGUGACUCUAUGGAUUGUUCUUGUACAAGUUCAGUAUUACCUUUCUUGAAUAAAUGUAUUCGUUCUGAAAG
Eucalyptus grandis is the source of this 1867-nucleotide messenger RNA. RefSeq names its product cytochrome P450 81E8. The record is from RefSeq and is a predicted model, not a curated record. Lineage: Eukaryota; Viridiplantae; Streptophyta; Magnoliopsida; Myrtales; Myrtaceae. Gene Ontology annotation, molecular function: oxidoreductase activity, acting on paired donors, with incorporation or reduction of molecular oxygen; heme binding; monooxygenase activity. The coding region runs from base 115 to 1626 and encodes 503 amino acids. The transcript is spliced from 2 exons.